UCGGUAACGCGUAAACAACGGGAAAACAUGGCGGAAGGCGGUGGCGUGAGUACUGUGAGCGAAAACGUGCCAAGCUAUGAACAUAUCGACGUGAAUUCAACCCCGUUUCACAUCGGCACGUUCAGGAAUCUGUGGUUAGGCAUGCUGCAUCCUGAAACGUACUCCUACAGCCAGACGUCCCCCGAGACAGAGGAUCUGAGGUUCAUUAGCGACAUGGGCAUCGCUCCGGAGACGCUGGCGGAGCUCAAGUCCGUGUGCAGCACCGAUUCUCUGCGGAGCCACCCAGAGCACGAGCCCCCCGACACCGAAGCUGUUCCCCCAGAACCUCAGCUCGCGACCUUGAAACUUCGAAAGAGGAGGCAAGAUUAUAAGAAGAGUCUCAUACGUGACAGUAUGGGAAGACACGACGUUUAUGCUAAUGAAAUGGAGUUGCUUGCUAUAGGAAGAAGACCAGAAGACUCUAAAGAUUUGAUUCCUGAGGGAGAGCUCAUUCUGAGUUUCAAUGUCGUGUACCCUGUCCUGUUUGAGCGGUUUAAACAUGUAAGGGCCUACCAGACCCUGCAUGUUCUGGGCUCCCAGAAACUAACAGAGCUGAGGGAUGCCAUCUGCUGUGUCAGCGACCUGCAGGUGUUCGGCGAAUUCAGCAACACGCCUGACACGGCCCCGCAGUUUCUCAGCAAGGAUCACUACAAAUCUGCCUUCUUCUUCUUUGAGGGAACUUUCUUCAAUGACCUGCGGUUCUCAGAAUGUCGGGAUAUCAGCAAGACCACACGAGAAUGGGCAAAAACACAUGAUUUCCCAGAUUUUAAAACAGCCAGAAUGGAAGAUACAACUUUCUAUGACCUGAAAGUGAAGGUGGGAUAUCCGUACCUGUACUGUCACCAGGGCGACUGUGAGCAUGUCAUCAUUCUCACUGAUGUCAGGCUCAUGCACAGAGAUGACUGCUUAGACAGGAAGUUUUACCCACUACUGACCCACAAGCACAGGGUUGCAACCCGGAAGUGUUGCGUGUGCCACCUUUACAUCAGCAGAUGGAUAACGACCAAUGACGCUCUAGCUCCAGUGGAUCCCUGCCUGUACUGUGACCAGUGCUUCCGUAUGUUUCACUACGACGACCACGGCAACAAACUUGGCGAUUUCAAGGCAUACGUCUACAUUGACCCUGGAGCGUUUAACUGAUAUGGCCUCGAAAUACUUACAAAUACUUCUGCAGCUGCUGGAUGGUCUCACUUUUCCUUUUUCACUGUUGCUGUAAUUAAAACGGCCAGUCGGAGGUUCCAAAAACUUAAUGUGCUGUCUCACAACAGCAGCUGCCUGUGUCCUGGAGGUCCUCGGAAGGAGAACGCAGUAGAUGUGCUGAAUACCUCAUCGUGUUUUUGUCAGUCACCUAGGUUGGGGUGCAAUAUUUGAGAAUAUUUUCUGAAUAAAAGUUGAAGAAAUAA
Messenger RNA from Electrophorus electricus (electric eel), 1442 nucleotides. RefSeq names its product small nuclear RNA activating complex, polypeptide 3 (gene snapc3). Gene Ontology annotation, cellular component: snRNA-activating protein complex. Lineage: Eukaryota; Metazoa; Chordata; Actinopteri; Gymnotiformes; Gymnotidae. The record is from RefSeq and is a predicted model, not a curated record. Gene Ontology annotation, molecular function: RNA polymerase III type 3 promoter sequence-specific DNA binding; RNA polymerase II cis-regulatory region sequence-specific DNA binding; bent DNA binding. Gene Ontology annotation, biological process: snRNA transcription by RNA polymerase II; snRNA transcription by RNA polymerase III.